Molecule: messenger RNA, 2343 nt
Organism: Humulus lupulus (European hop)
Lineage: Eukaryota; Viridiplantae; Streptophyta; Magnoliopsida; Rosales; Cannabaceae
Product: probable E3 ubiquitin-protein ligase ARI1
Exons: 7
Coding region: 148-1722 (524 amino acids)
Biological process (GO): protein polyubiquitination; positive regulation of proteasomal ubiquitin-dependent protein catabolic process; ubiquitin-dependent protein catabolic process
Cellular component (GO): cytoplasm; ubiquitin ligase complex
Molecular function (GO): zinc ion binding; ubiquitin protein ligase activity; ubiquitin conjugating enzyme binding
Source: RefSeq, a predicted model, not a curated record
AACGGCGCUAGCGUUAAACAAGCGAAAGGAAUAAAAAAAAAAAUUCAGUUAACGUGAUCAGUAAUUCUUCAGUGUCAUACGGCUUUACAAUUUCUCAUCAUCACGUCUUUCGUUCUCAGUCUUCUUUUUUUUCCCUACAGGCUCAGUAUGGGAGAUUAUGUCUGCGGUGACGAUGAUUUUUACUAUUACGAAUCCGAAGAUGAUCAAGAUGAAUCUGUUGAGCUCCAGCGCCUUGAAUACGAUACUAUAAUACCAAAACACUCCGUUAUUACGGUAAUUACAAAAGAAUCUCUAUUGGCUGCUCAGAGGGAGGAUUUGAGGAAUGUGAUGGAAGUCCUGUCAUUGAAAGAGCACCACGCACGAACCUUACUCAUUCACUAUCGCUGGGAUGUUGACAAUCUGCUCACAAUUCUUGUGGAGAAAGGGAAAGAUGAGUUGUACAGUAAAGCAGGUGUGACCUCAGUGGAGCAUGACAACUCUGCCUCAUCAAACUUCUUAUCAAUGGUUAGGUGCAUUAUUUGCAUUGAAGAAGUUCCUGCAGACAAGGUGACAACCAUGGACUGUGGACACUAUUUUUGCAACAAUUGUUGGACAGAGUACUUUAUUAUAAAGAUAAAUGAGGGACAGAGCAGGCGUAUUACAUGUAUGGAACACCAGUGUGAUGCUAUUUGUGAUGAAGAGAAAGUUAGAACUUUAGUCAAUGCAAGAGAUUCUAACUUGGCAGAGAAAUUUGACCGCUUUCUUCUUGAAUCAUAUAUUGAGGACAAUAGAAAGGUUAAGUGGUGUCCAAGUGUUCCCCAUUGUGGAAAUGCCAUUCGUAUUGAAGAUAAUGUAAUAUGUGAGGUUGAAUGUGCAUGCGGUCUACAAUUUUGUUUUAAUUGCUUAUGUGAAGCACACUCACCUUGUCCGUGUUUCAUGUGGGAAUUAUGGGCUAAGAAGUGCCGGGAUGAUUCAGAAACAGUUAACUGGAUUACAGUUAAUACAAAGCACUGCCCAAAAUGUCACAAGUUGGUAGAAAAGAAUGGAGGAUGCAACUUGGUAAGCUGCAUUUGUGGACAACCAUUUUGUUGGCUUUGUGGUGAAGCAACUGGCAGGUCCCAUACGUAUACAACUAUAGCUGGCCAUAGUUGUGGACGAUAUAAAGAAGAAACUAAAGAGAAAACUGAGCGUGCGAAGAAGGAUCUAUUUCGUUACAUUCACUACCACAAUCGUUAUAAAGCUCACACAGAUUCUUUAGAUCUUGAAACUAAGCUACAGAUAACCAUGCAAGAAAAGAUAUCAGCUAUGGAAGAAAAAGAUGCGAAAGAGAGAAAUUUUAGUUGGCUAACUAAUGGUCUCUCUAGGCUCUCCAGGUCAAGGCAGAUUCUUGCCUAUUCAUACGCGUUUGCGUUUUACAUGUUUGGUGAAGAAAGUUUCAACAGUAAUCUGUCAGCGAAGGAGAAACUGAUAAAGCUAAACUUGUUUGAGGAUCAGCAGCAGAAGCUUGAGGAAAAUGUUGAAAUUCUUUCUUCGUUUCUAGAGGAGCCUUUUGAUACCUACUCGGCAGAUAAAUUUGUGGAAGUGAGAAUUAAAAUCCUCGAUUUUUCGAGAAUCGUUGAUAAUAUCUGCAAAAAAUUGUACGAAUGCAUUGAAAAUGAUUUGCUGGGCUCUCUCUUGGAAACUUUUAGUAUUGCUCCAUACAAGUCAGCAGGCGUGGACAAAGCUUUAGAACUUGUUUGUUAAUAAAUGAUGCCCUCUCAUACCAGAAGGGAAUCUCACAGAGAUGGUAUGUGCCCAUUCUAAUUAGUUUUCUAAGCUUAUUAUUAGAUAUAUGUGUAUAUAUACUUCAUAGUAACUCUUCUUUUUAUUUGGAGAUAAAUAACAGCAACAAAUCUCUCAGAAACAAUGUAAUAAUGCUCAUCAUUUUGGAAGCGCCUUAAAGGAGCCCUUUUUUGGUACACUCUCAUCGAUUUCAACGUUACCUUUGGAGAGGAUUGGCAAGAACUGAGUUCACUCGUAAGUUUAGUUAGUGAUUAUAACUUCAGGGUGCCUUUGGCAUAGUUUAGUUAGUGUCUUCUUAAAGUCGUUAAAGGAUCUUAGCUGACCUUGCUUGCACAUUUCCAAAAACCGUUCUCUUUGCCUUUUUUUUUUGUCAAUCUACUUAGUUUUUACCACUACCGAAGUCCAAAUCAUAUAUUACUUUGAACCUUUUUAAGUUGAUAAGGAAUUACUAUGUUAGAAAUUGAACAAUACAUAUGAUUAUCUUUUUCUGAUUUAAUUUGACAAGCUCCUCUGUCAAUAUUCCUUCGUGUACGUACGGUAUAUUUUAAAUUUAACUUAAAAUAAAAUAUUUAAUAUUACUAA